Molecule: messenger RNA, 1077 nt
Organism: Papaver somniferum (opium poppy)
Lineage: Eukaryota; Viridiplantae; Streptophyta; Magnoliopsida; Ranunculales; Papaveraceae
Product: pentatricopeptide repeat-containing protein At3g53360, mitochondrial-like
Exons: 1
Coding region: 1-1077 (358 amino acids)
Biological process (GO): RNA modification
Cellular component (GO): intracellular membrane-bounded organelle
Molecular function (GO): RNA binding; protein binding
Source: RefSeq, a predicted model, not a curated record
AUGGAGUAUGGACACUUCAUGACAACUUCAUCUUCACUCCCGAGUCUCACCAUUGAAAACCAGAGAAUCCCCAUUAAUAUUCUCCCAAUCUACAGAAAAAGCUUCAAUCCAAAGCUUUGCAGUAUCUCCAAAUUUGAAAAUUUUGUCAAAACAUUUAGUAAAACCCAUCAAGAGACAUACAUAUCCAUCACAGAUGACAUUUCCAGUAAUGGGUUUGCUGCUGAAAAAAAUCUUGAUAAAUUUUCUUUGAUUAGUACAUUAGGUGAAUGUAGCAAAAACAGAAAUCUUGGUCAUGGUAAACAAUGUCAUGGUUUAGUGCUCAAACUUGGGUUUGAUCAAGAUAAGUUUGUAGCCACAACUUUAGUUAGUCUGUAUUCGAAAUGUGGUGAUCUUGAGAGUGCUUGUAAACUGUUUGAUAAAUCAUCUGACUGGGAUAUUGUAUCAUGGAACAGUUUCAUCUCUGGUUAUUCAAGUAAUGGGAUGUAUAAUGAAGCUUUGAAUUAUUGUAUGCAAGUUUUUAGCUUGGAUAUUCAACCUAACCAUUAUACGUUUUCGAUUGGAUUAAGUAUUUGUGCAAGUGUUGGAGCAGUUGAAGAAGGAAGACAGCUUCAUGCUUAUAUUGUAAAGAUGGAGUAUUUUGCUUACCCGGCUGUCGGUAAUUCUCUUUUGACAAUGUAUAGUAAGUUUGGAAUGAUGGAUGAAGUUGAGAUUUUGUUUAAGAAACUCCCUGAGAAAAACUUGAUUUCCUGGACAGCAAUUAUAACGGGAUUUUACCAGCAAAAGUGUUUUCUGAAGGCGCUGAGGCAGUUUUGCGAUAUGAUAAAGAGCGGAGAAGAUCCAAAUGAACAUACUUUUGUGGUAGUCAUGGCAUCUUGUGGUGGUAUGUUAGUUCCUAUGUAUGGUAGGAUGAUUCAUGCUCAAGCAAUUAAAUUUGGUAUGGCUUCAGGUGUUUUUGUUGGGACUGCAAUCUUAGAUAUGUAUUCAGAAACUAAGCAAAUGGAUGAUGCAAGGAAGCAGUUUGAAGAGAUGGGAGUUUUAGCAUCUCAUGUAUCAUGGAAUGCGUUAGUAGCUGCAUAG